Aspergillus niger is the source of this 456-nucleotide messenger RNA. RefSeq lists its product as hypothetical. The transcript has 3 exons. Bases 1 to 456 code for a protein of 151 amino acids. The record is from RefSeq and is a predicted model, not a curated record. NCBI's taxonomy places the organism in Eukaryota, Fungi, Ascomycota, Eurotiomycetes, Eurotiales, Aspergillaceae.
AUGGCCAUUUAUUGCCUCGUUUACUUGGGACCAACCAACCCACUCUGCCAGGGGACGCUCCUGAAUGGUCCAGGCAGAUUCUUGCUUCUUCGAGACCCGAAAUCCGAGGUCAACCACUUCUCGGAUGCAGCGAGCCUGAGGAGUCAUGGGGUCCCAAAAGGUGGCUUUGUUCCGUUGCCUGAUUUUCCUCCCCGUAACCGACGGAUUAGGUCUGGCCGGUUCUCAACCCUGCCCUGGAUCCAUCCGGGCAUUCAGCCACGGGCUCCACUUAAAGCUAUUUCCGAAGGCGUGAUUGGUCUUGGCCACUGCAGCAAGGGAGUCGACACCUACUAUCGCUCGACUUUAGUCUACCUCAUUUACGAGAAUGACCCGAAGGUCAAUGCAUGCGUAAGCUCAGCUGGAUCUCUAGCGUGGCCCUUACUUGCAAGGCUACCUUUUCUGCAAGCAUUGUAUUGA